Molecule: messenger RNA, 1629 nt
Organism: Rhodofomes roseus
Lineage: Eukaryota; Fungi; Basidiomycota; Agaricomycetes; Polyporales; Fomitopsidaceae
Product: carboxylesterase
Exons: 9
Coding region: 1-1629 (542 amino acids)
Source: RefSeq, a predicted model, not a curated record
AUGUCUGGAACCACCGACGACUUCAACCCUCUUGUUCCCGAUAAACAGCUUCAGGAUGAGCUCACGGCCCAGUCGGAGCGGCUCGCGGUCAACACCAAGUACGGCUCCGUCACUGGCGGUCGUGCAGCGAAUGGCGCCGCCGCGUUUCUCGAAAUACCUUAUGCCAUUCUGCCUGGCAGGUGGCAGGACCCUCAGCCUCUGCCCGCGGACUACCGCUAUGAAGACAAGGAUUAUAUCUAUGAAAGCUCCUAUUGUGCGCAGCCUUUGCCGGAGACGAGCGUUCCCGGCCUAAACCUCCCCUCGCUGGUUGGCUUGGGGAAGCCCACUGAGGACCCGCUGUUCCUCAACGUCGUUUGCCCUCCUCAGUGGACUCCUAAGUCUCCCCUCAAGUAUCCCGUAUUGGUCUAUAUUCAUGGCGGAUUCCUGCAGACUGGCUCCCCGCACGAGUUGAAUUCGCAAGGGCAGCACUUGGCGCUGUAUAAGAACCAAGUUGUCGUCAACAUUGGUUACCGCGUCUCCAUCCUCGGUUUCCUCGCCUGCGACAGUCCGGACAUCUCCGGGAACUUUGGUUUCAAGGAUCAAUGGCAGGCACUCCUGUGGAUCCAAGACAACAUCAGCGCGUUUGGUGGUGACCCGACCAAGAUUCAGAUUGCUGGAGACUCAGCGGGUGCCCACUCGUGCCACCAGAUCUUGCAUUAUGUUUCGCGUCUUCCCGAAGGACAGAAGGCGCCAUUCCAGUCCGCUUUCCUUCAGUCAAACGGGCUUUUGACUACGCCCAGCAGCAAGGCCGACCAUCGCCCGCAGUUCCAGGCGGUCUGCAAGGCCCUCGGUCUCGACCCCUCUUCGCCCACCGUGCUCACAGACUUGCGCGACCCCACCAAGUACCCAGCACAGACGAUCAUGACCGCGCUGCUCGACGGGGCCGUCCCUGCUCCGUACGACACCUUCCGCGAUACCAUCGACGGCGUGUGGGUCGCGCCUCCUCCCGAGAUGAUGGAGUGGCAGCGCUCUGGCGAUUUUGCACGCGGGCUGAAGGCGAAGGGCGUGAAGUACAUCAUCAUGGGGAACCUCACGGAGGAGUGGUACGUGUACGGGAUCAUCCACCCCGUUCACACCAUGGCCGACUGCGUGACCAACAUGGAGCGCUACUUCUCCCCCGACGUAACCCAGAAGCUCUUCGCGGCCUACCCGCCUCUUCCGGACAAUCCGACCCCGGCGCAGAUCACCAAGUUCAUGGGAACCGCGCUCUCGGACGCGCAGGUCUACAUCCCGCUGCGGAUCCUCGCUCGGGACUUGGCCAAUGCUGGGUACCCUGUGUUGCGGUACGAGAUCGGCUGGGUGCCUGAGCAGCUGUCAGAGUUUACAGGAGGCUACGUUUCGCACGGCACUGACCGCGUCUUCUGGGCGUACCGCCUACCGCUGAUGAAGCCCGCGCAGAUCCCCACCGUGAACUUGUGGCUCGGCGCCGUCGAUGCACAGGUGGCGCUGCUGAAGCUUGGCACCAACGUUGACGCGAAGAACAUGAAGAGGGUGUUUGCGUUGAAGGCGGACAAGUCCUCGGGGUGGCAGGACGACUCGAGGUGGGACGAGCUCAUGCAACUGGCGUCCCUUCUUCCUGGCGAGAAGUGA